Molecule: messenger RNA, 993 nt
Organism: Rotaria sp. Silwood2
Lineage: Eukaryota; Metazoa; Rotifera; Eurotatoria; Philodinida; Philodinidae
Source: the annotation of a GenBank genome assembly
AUGCAAUAUUUUUUAUUUGAAGGUUUUACUGUUUGUGCUACGGGUACGCCAUCGAUUCCAUCACGUUACUUAACGAUUAUUUCAAGUAAUACUGAAAAAAGAGGCUUUCAACAAACUGCUAAACGUUUUCAAUAUGAUAUUAAUUUUACACCUGGUCCUGGACAAUAUCAAACAAUUCAACCUUUAGAUAAACAAUUAGAAAAAACCUCAGAUUCAAAAAAAGGUUCAGGUGGAUUCGCUUCAAAAAGUAGACGAGAAGGUUUUAUGAGUGGUGCAUCAAGUGCUCCAGCACCCACUACUUAUAAUGUUUCGAGCAACUUUACUAAUGAUCAUCGUGAUUUUAAUCGAGCGAAAUAUUCAAGUAUGUUUCAAAAACCAAUUGCUGAACGACCUUUAUCGUCAAAAUCAACCCUUCCAGCUCCCAAUCAAUAUGAUAUUCGAGAAGGAUUAAAACAAACAACAAAAUCAAAUAAUGUUUCAGCUCAAGCAGCUUUUCGAUCACAUACAAAACGAACUGUUCCAAUGAAUAAACAUUUUAUUACACCUGCUCCUGGUACAUAUAAUUUGGAUGAUUCUACUAAACGACCAUUAGGACCUGCUCAUCAAUCAAGCUUUAAAUCAACUUCAAAACGUGAUACAUUCGACUAUCAAUCAGGCGUUCAAUUACCUGGUCCAGCUGAUUAUCGACCAUUUGAGAAACCAACAGAAGAACCUCAUCGACAAUUACUACCACGUCGUCAUUAUUUGACAAUUUCUGCAGCAGCUGUUCCUGUUCCUCCUGAAGCUCCAUAUCCUGGUCCAGGUCACUAUGAACUUCGUGAUUUUAAAGAAGUUGAAAAGAAAUAUAUGUCAUCGGCUGCAUUUGUUUCAAAUACAAGUCGAUGGACUAUUAGUACAAUGGCAGCAACUGGACAACCUGGUCCAUGUACAUAUACGCCAAGUGUACCUCCAAAACAAUCAUUUAAUUUUAAUUUUGAACGAAAAUGGAUUUGA